CGAGCAGCACUGGUGACCAAAACAACCGUCAUGCUUUGCGAGGUGCUAGUGUAGAAGAAUACAAGAUGGCGCUGAUGUUGAGGAGCUCAGCUAGAUUCCUGCGCCCGACGGUUCUUCGUCAGUCAUGCAUUUUAGCGAGAAGCUUACCAAUGGCUACUGCAGCUGAUUCGAAAAAAGAAGACUUCUUCAAAAAGAACGAAAGGCUGAAGCGACCUAUGUCUCCGUUUUUGUUGACGUACAAGUUUGAGUUUCCUGCUCUCCUAUCUGGAUCUCAUCGUGUAACUGGCGUCAUCAUGACUACAGGCACUACCAUCUUUGCCCUUUGCGCAUUGGGCUUACCUGAGGGCCUGGAGCAUUAUGUCAACGUCAUCAAGGGGUGGGAGCUUCCUCGACCUUUCAUCUUCACGUGCAAGACGCUGCUUGCUUGGCCUGUGUGCUACCAUGGCCUCAAUGGCCUAAGGCAUCUGUUCUGGGACAUUGGCAAGGGCUUUGAGAUCAAGACCUUGUACAAAACUGGCACGGUGGUCGGUUCCUUAGCCACCCUUUUGGCCAUUGCUGCUGCGUACUACCUCUAGCCAAUCAGAUGUCACACCAAGAGAAUAAGAGAGUUGUAAAGACUAGUAAUAUAAGUAAUAACCCAGGAAGCUUUGUCUGUUUUUUCUUGUAAACAGUACAAAUGUUCACAAAUGCUACUUUGGUCAUGAAGUGCUAGAGAGUAUUUCUAACUGUCAGAAUUAGCUGGAGAACAUAUUGUAGAGUCUAUAUUUUAAAAUGAUCUCAAACAUCUGAUAACUCUAGCCAAUUGUGUUUAAGGUAAAAAAAAUGUUUUAGAAAAUACUUUAUUAAAAGAUCACUGAACAACA
Messenger RNA from Nematostella vectensis (starlet sea anemone), 863 nucleotides. RefSeq names its product succinate dehydrogenase cytochrome b560 subunit, mitochondrial. Bases 66 to 575 code for a protein of 169 amino acids. NCBI's taxonomy places the organism in Eukaryota, Metazoa, Cnidaria, Anthozoa, Actiniaria, Edwardsiidae. The transcript is spliced from 6 exons. Gene Ontology annotation, cellular component: membrane. Gene Ontology annotation, molecular function: succinate dehydrogenase activity; electron transfer activity. Gene Ontology annotation, biological process: tricarboxylic acid cycle; mitochondrial electron transport, succinate to ubiquinone. The record is from RefSeq and is a predicted model, not a curated record.